Messenger RNA from Ambispora leptoticha, 1614 nucleotides. The record is from the annotation of a GenBank genome assembly. Lineage: Eukaryota; Fungi; Glomeromycota; Glomeromycetes; Archaeosporales; Ambisporaceae.
AUGGCUUCCCGUCAAUUACUUCGAGCUGCAACUUCAAUAUCUAAGAAUACUUCCGCAUUUAAACUUUUAAAAAAUCCUGCCUUAUCGAGGCGAGCAUCAACAAACACCUCUCCAAUACAAUCAGAGGCACUUAAUGCCUUAAACCCAACCCAAAACAAUAGUAUAACAAAAAUAACGACGCUUUCCAAUGGAAUACGUGUAACUACCGAAAAUACGCCAGGGCAUUUUUCAGCUGUUGGGGUAUAUCUAGACGCAGGCUCAAGAUAUGAGACACCACGAACAAUGGGUGUUAGUCAUUUAGUAGAUCGAUUAGCAUUCAAGAGCACAAAAAAUCGGACAAUAGAGCGAAUGCAAACUGAACUCGAAUCAUUAGGCGGGAAUGUUAUGUGUGCAAGCAGUCGUGAGGCUAUAAUGUAUCAAUCCGCGAUAUUUUAUCAAGAUCUUCCGCAUCUCUUGAAUAUAUUGGCAGACGCGAUUCGAAAUCCACUAAUAACGCAAGAAGAAGUAGCUGAACAACAACAAACCGCGAUAUACGAAUUAUCGGAAAUAUGGCAAAAGCCAGACAUGAUAUUACCAGAACUUUUGCACACAGUUGCCUAUAAAGACAACACGUUAGGGAAUCCGAUGCUGUGUCCAGAGCCUAAACUUGCAGAAAUGACACCGGAGUUAAUUAAAGAAUACCUUGCAAACUGGUAUCGUCCUGAGCGAAUUGUUGUAGCAGCUGCCGGUGCACAUCAUGAAGAAGUUGUUGCUUUAACUGAGAAAUUUUUCGGGGAUAUGCCAAAAUCGCCAGAUUUUAAUGCACAUACUUUUAAGACCUCGGUGUUGGGAGUGUUGAAUCCGACAAAACAUACCUCAAAACCAUCAUUAUAUAAAACGAUUACUACAGCUGCUACUUCAUUUCUUAGUCAGGGCUCAACAUUACAGCCGGUUCCAAUAAGUCAUGGGGGUCAAAAGUCUCAUUAUACAGGUGGCACGCUUUACCUUGAGCAACCCACACUACCGCAUACUUAUGUUUAUAUUGCAUUAGAAGGCUUACCAAUUCAUGAUCCGGACAUUUAUGCUCUUGCCACAUUACAAAUGCUUUUGGGUGGAGGUGGGUCCUUUUCGGCAGGUGGCCCUGGAAAGGGUAUGUACACAAGACUAUUUACACACGUGUUGAAUCAAUAUGCUUGGAUGGAAUCUUGUAUGUGUUUCAAUCAUUGUUAUACCGAUUCUGGACUAUUUGGUAUAUUCGCAUCAUGUCGCCCUGACUACAAUCAUGCUGUUGCUGAUGUGAUUGCGCAGCAAUUUGAUCAUGUGGCGAGACGAGGGCGUUAUGGAGUAACUGAGGAAGAGCUUAAUCGGGCCAAGAAUCAACUCAUGAGUAGUCUACUCAUGAAUUUAGAAUCGCGGAUGGUACAACUUGAAGAUCUUGGCAGACAGGUACAAGUUCAUGGAUUUAAAGUGCCCGUAGAAGUAAUGUGCCAAAAAAUUAGAGAGGUUACAUUAGAAGAUUUAUUAAGGGUGGCGCAACGUGUAAUUAGAGGACAGGUAGUCAAUGAGGGUAAAGGUACAGGUCUUCCGACCAUUGUGGCGCAGGGUCAAUUGAAAAAUUUACAGGAUGUGGAAAAG